Messenger RNA from Diospyros lotus (date-plum), 2227 nucleotides. RefSeq lists its product as uncharacterized. The record is from RefSeq and is a predicted model, not a curated record. NCBI's taxonomy places the organism in Eukaryota, Viridiplantae, Streptophyta, Magnoliopsida, Ericales, Ebenaceae. The transcript has 16 exons. Bases 251 to 1897 code for a protein of 548 amino acids.
CCAUUUAUAUAUAAAUAGAGAGUCACGUUCUCGGAAAGCACAAACAAUCCGUUCUUUCCUUUCUGCCUCUUUAUUAACAUAGUUUGAACGAGUAGGGUUUCUUCGUUCGAAGCUGCCGCUGCUGCGUCUUCCGAUCUAGGGCAAGGACCGUCGCCGCCGAAUCCGGUGGACAGACGAGCCGCUGUGCCGUGGUUGUAGGAGGCGGUGGUGGUAUUUGCUUUUUGAAGUUCUCGACCGUUAGUCGGCGGAGAUGGCGGAGGCGGAGGCGGAGCAGAGCGUUGAGCGGGAGGAGGAGGAGGAGGCGGUGAAGGGCGGGGAGCUAUUGUUCUGCGGCACCACGGCUUGGGACGUCAUUGGCCGCCGGAAGACCUCGGCGGAGGCCAACUUGGUGUCGCCCACGCGACUGCGGCCUCUCGUCGGCGUCGAAAUCCACUUGGUCGUCUCCGGCUGUGCGUCUUGUCACUGCGUGGCAUUGGAUGUUGAAGGGCGUUGCUAUACCUGGGGGCGUAACGAGAAGGGGCAACUUGGCCAUGGAGAUUUGAUUCAACGUGACAGACCAACAGUUGUUUCAGAACUAUCCAAGCAUAAAAUCACCGGAGCAGGAGCUGGGAGGAGCCAUACAGUGGUGGUAACUAAAGAUGGACAAUCCUUCUCUUUUGGUUGGAAUAAACAUGGGCAGCUGGGGUCAGGUUCAGUAAAGAAUGAAAUUGAAUCGUCUCCUGUACGAACUCUUGUUUCCGAAGUCAAAACUGUUGCUUGUGGGGCUGAUUUUACUGUGUGGUUAACUUCAAUGGAAGGAGCCUCUAUAAUGACUGCUGGUCUUCCACAAUAUGGUCAACUUGGGCAUGGAACAAACAAGGAGUAUAAUACUAAAGAUAGCUCAGUAAGGCUUGCUUAUGAACCUCAACCACGCCCUAAAGCCAUUGCUUCUCUUGCUGGAGAAACAAUAACAAAGGUCGCAUGUGGAACAAAUCAUACAGUUGCUGUGGAUACAAAUGGCUUUGUCUACACGUGGGGCUUUGGUGGUUAUGGAAGACUUGGGCAUAGAGAACAAAAGGAUGAGUGGGCUCCUCGUCGUGUUGAGAUUUUCACGAGGCAUAAUGUUCUACCUGCAAAUGCUGUGAUUUCUGCUGGUUCUGUUAACUCUUCUUGUACUGCUGGUGGAGGACAGUUGUAUAUGUGGGGAAAACUAAAGAACACUGGUGAUGACUGGAUGUACCCUAAACCUCUUAUGGAUUUAAGUGGCUGGAAUAUACGAUGCAUGGAUUCUGGCAGCAUGCACCAUUUUGUUGGUGCUGAUAACUCUUGCAUAAGCUGGGGCCAUGCUCAGUCUGGGGAGCUGGGAUAUGGACCUGAUGGACAGAAGUCUUCUGCAGUUCCAAAGAAAGUGGACAUUCUAGAGAGCAUGCAUGUUAUUAGCGUGGCAUGUGGAUUUGCACAUUCCAUGGUGGUGGUUGAUAGAACCAACGUUCAUGACCGACUUGAUCAGCUUGAAGUCUAUGAUGGCAAAGCUUCUGAGGAAGGAGUUGAACAACCGGAGAGUAACAGUUCGGUUGCUAAAAAAAAUACCAAAAAGGGAGCGCCCAAACCCCCCGAGAACUCCAAGAAAAGGAAGAAGUCGAAAGUUUCAUCUUCGUCUGAGGAGGAUGACGAAGAGGAGGAAAGCGAGAAUAAUGACAGCGACGACGACAGUGACGAGCCGAUGAAUGGGCUUUCAGACCAGAAGCGCCGACGAGGUGGAAAGGCUGGCAGAGGCCGAGGAAAGGCCACUGGCAAAGCAACCGAGAAUAAAAGCUCGGGGCGUGGGCGAGGCCGCCCUGGCUCUGCUGCUGCUGCCAGUAAGAGAACCACAGAAGGAAAAUCCGGUAAGAGGGGAAAGGGAAAGGCUAGAAAGUAAUGAGCUGCAAUUUUUGGUUCUUCUCCGAAAGGAGAAAUGUAUUGAGGCUGCUGCCUCUGCUUUAUGAUUAUCAUUAUUUUCCUUUCUCUGUUUUUUUUUUGGUUUUUAAUUGCCAUUUUUAAUUAAGUGCCGGUCGGCAUUAGGUGGAGGAUAGUUUUAAUUGUCAUUUUUGUGAAGUGGUGGGUACUACUCCUCUUGAUUUAUUGAUAAUUGUCGAGAGCAGGGCGGGAAAUUAAUUAAUCGUGGAAAAGUGCGCCUUUGUGUAUGGUCAAAUGGUGAUUUCAAUUCUGAUCAAUCUAUUUGUUGGAUGCAUUACCGCUGAUUCCUCUC